Monosiga brevicollis MX1 is the source of this 1431-nucleotide messenger RNA. RefSeq lists its product as uncharacterized. Gene Ontology annotation, biological process: protein dephosphorylation; cilium assembly. The record is from RefSeq and is a predicted model, not a curated record. Lineage: Eukaryota; Choanoflagellata; Craspedida; Salpingoecidae. The coding region runs from base 1 to 1431 and encodes 476 amino acids. The transcript is spliced from 13 exons. Gene Ontology annotation, molecular function: protein tyrosine phosphatase activity; protein tyrosine/serine/threonine phosphatase activity.
AUGACCGAGUAUGCCCAAGUGCAGUUUGACAACCUACGCUUAAACGCUUCCGCUGACAAGGGAUCCACCGCUCGCUAUGGCGCCAUUGUGGAGACCGUUCGCGGCCUGAUUCCCGAAUCGCGCGUCUGCAAGUUGUUCUGCAAGGGCAGCAAAUGCAAGCACUGCGACUACCAUGCCCACGCCCACAACCCUCUCAACGCCUUUCGAGGCGUCAACUCCACCUGGGUCACCGAGAAUCUUCUGGCCAUGUCGCGCCCGCUGCAGGGGGCCAUUGACGCAUAUCACUUGCCCAAAAAGUUUGCCGAGGCUGGCAUCACCAUGGUUUUGAAUCUACAGGAACCCUUUGAACAUUCACACUGUGGCGCGGGGGUCAACCGCCAUGGCUUCAGCUACAGCUUUGAGUCUUUCCAACAGCAAGGCGUUACCGUCUGCAACUGUGCUUGGGUCGAUUUCGGCUCGCCUCCCAUGGAACGGGCCCUCGAUAUCGUCAAGAUUAUGGCAUCAGUCAUCCAGGAGGGUGGCAAGAUUGCAGUGCACUGCCAUGCUGGCCGAGGCCGCACGGGCUUGAUCAUUGCUGCCUAUCUCAUUUUCCACAACGACUACACCGCUGCCAAAGCAAUUCGCCUUGUUCGCUCUCAGAGACCCAAGACCAUUCAGACCCGCAACCAAGUCAAGUUUCUUGAAGAAUUUGACAUGUAUCUCCAUCCUCGCCGCGCUGUUUAUCACCACGUGCCGGAUGAAACGGAGCAACUCACGCUGCGCGAGGCUUUGGAACGCGAGCGCACUUGGCUCGUGGGGCAAAACGUGGAUAUUUACCGCUAUCGCAGCUUGAUGGUAGACAAGGUUUGCACACUACUUCAGCAACAUGCUUUGGUCAAGCCACAGGAUGUUUGUGACGCUCUCAUGCUCACACCUCGACAUGGAAAUGAGGGCUUGAACGAAGUGUUGGCAGACAUGACAUCAAAGGUCAACAAACACGAGUGGGAUGAAUUGGAGCAAUUUGAUGCUCUUGCUCUCGCCGCCUUGCUGCUCGGCUGGCUGCGCCAACUUCGCGAGCCCGCCAUGACUCCGCUUGAAGUGCAAAGCGUUGUGCGUGGCGAGCCCUUGGACCCAGCCGUACUGGAGCUCCUGGUCUGCUUUAAACCUCUACUCUCGCAGCUUCGUGCCAGUGGUAGCCAAGAAGAGGACUUGCUUGCUGCCACGACCAUGUUGGCGUUUGCAUUGAUUCGGCCGGAUGGCCACCAGGCACCACCUCCAGCUCCUGCCGAAUUGCAGACAGAGGGCUCGGCAUCCCCGCAAGCUGAGGCGAAGCGGACUGAGGGGGAAGAUGCAGUUGGUCAACUCGUGACCUGGCUGCUCGAUGCUCAACCCUGCACCCUUGCCAGCCUACGGCUCGAGCAUAAGCCAGAGCAGAGCCAGCCUCAAGUAUAA